This is a messenger RNA of Belonocnema kinseyi, 1330 nucleotides long. RefSeq names its product glucose-induced degradation protein 8 homolog (gene Hou). Gene Ontology annotation, molecular function: protein binding. Lineage: Eukaryota; Metazoa; Arthropoda; Insecta; Hymenoptera; Cynipidae. The record is from RefSeq and is a predicted model, not a curated record. Gene Ontology annotation, cellular component: nucleus; cytoplasm. Gene Ontology annotation, biological process: proteasome-mediated ubiquitin-dependent protein catabolic process. The transcript has 3 exons. The coding region runs from base 325 to 1017 and encodes 230 amino acids.
UUCUAUUGCCAAGUGGCGAAUCGGAGUUACUAUUAGUUUUGCAUGUGGACAUGAACUUUAAUUCUCGCAAAGAGAAACAUUUGUCAAAUGAUAAUUUUCUUGUCAUUCUAUGCGUUUCGAGGUUAAUCGGAAGAAAUUUUUCUCUUUACUCUUGGUCUUGUCUUGACGACAAUUGUACUUUCAAGUUACUACUGAGAAAGUAAAAAAAAAACUGUGUUGACGUAAAUUUUGUGGUGAUUGGGUGCAGUCACUGCUGUCUGCACUUGAAUAUAUCAGCAAGUGAUCUUUGAUGACUUUUUUGGUUCUUUUGAUAUUGUGCUGAAAAUGAGUUUCUCCGAGAAACCGGAUAGUGUUUCUAAGGAUGAAUGGGUUGCAAAACUCGAGGAAGGCUCUCAUAUACAGAGAGCUUCCAUGAAUAAUUUGAUUAUGAAUUAUUUGGUGACUGAGGGAUUCAAAGAGGCUGCGGAGAAAUUUCAGCAAGAGUCUGGCGUGGGUCCUACAGUUGAACUGAAUUCCCUGGAUGACAGAAUUCGAAUUCGAGACGCUAUACAAAACGGCAGAAUUCAAGAAGCUACAGAUUUGGUGAAUCAGCUGCAUCCUGAACUACUUGAUAAUGACAGAUAUCUUUACUUUCAUCUUCAGCAAUUGCAUCUUAUCGAGCUAAUUCGCACUGGCAGAAUCGAGGAAGCUCUACAGUUUGCUCAGGAGCAAUUAAGCGAAGCUGGAGAAUCAGAUGACAAUAUAUUGAGCGAAUUGGAAAGAACUUUGGCAUUGUUGGCUUUCGACGAACCCCACAAGAGCCCCUUCAGUGAUUUGUUGCACCCAACUCAUAGACAAAAGAUCGCGAGUGAAUUAAACGCAGCCAUAUUAAAAACGGAACACAGAGAGUCAACAAGUCCGCGGCUCAACAACCUCUUAAAGCUUAUAUUAUGGGCACAGGAUGAGCUGGAUAAGAAGAAAAUCAAGUAUCCUAAAAUGACUGAUUUGGGUAGUGCAACAAUAGAAACCCCGAAGUAACUCGGGGUCAGUAAGCAAUGCAAAUUAUUAAAAAUAUAUUUAUUUGAUAAAUUAUUAGACUUACUAGAACUAAUAGUCAUUGUACGAUAUCGAUGUUUUCAUUGUUUUAAACGCGAGAAAUGACUUUUACUAUCACUGAAUAUAUAUAACUUUAUUGAAAUAAUGUUCAAAAGACUUGUCAUUAAGACUUUUUAUUUCAAAUGUACAGGAGAGAAGUAGUAUAUAAAAGAAUUAGAAAAUUGUGAUUACUUGCAAUCCUAUUUGAUUAAGUACCCCUAGUAUUGUUACAAAAUAGAAUAAAAACGUUCUUUCG